AUGGAGAUCUCCUUUGCCGGAACCAACUACACGACCGGCAGGACUCACAUGCAAGGGCAGCACCUCAACCACUGGAUCAUAUGGUUGCGGAAGUUCCAUGGUGGGGAGGUGGGCCAAAACGACCACUUCCUAGAGGGGGCGUAUGGGAUUGACGAUGAGGUUCCGGACGGGGGCGUGAAAUGGGUAGGCGCAGACACUUGGCCAGCGCCGCCCACUGAGGGGGUGCUAGCGAGGAAGGGGCAGCAGCUGAUCACGCAGACCUACCCCAAGCGCUUCGACAAGGACUAUCUGCAGCACGCCAUGUGCGAGUGGGUGGUCGCCACCGACCAGGCAAUCACUGUGGUGGAACACCCGACGUGUGCCGUGGAGAAAGUGAUUCCCUCGCGCUCCACCCUAGCCCACCAAAUCAUCCGACUGGCAGGGCUGGCAAGGAUCAAGCUCAUGGAGAUGCUUCCUGCUGACGGGGUAGGGGCUGUUGCACUUAUGCAUGACAUAUGGACCGGUGAGAAUCAACGGUCAUAUAUAUCAGUGACAGGUCACUGCGUGAAUGAGAAGUUUGAGCUGAUGCAGAUAACCCUCGACUUCCAUGCUAUGCCUGGCAAGCACACUAGCGCGAGGAUCAUCGAGGUGCUGCUCGAUGUGGUGAAGGAGUGGAACACGGAGAAGCGGUGCAUUGCCGUGACAUCCGACAACGUGUCGGCCAAUGUCGCAGCGAUGGAGUUCCUUUGCCGUGGGGGGCCAACCGACCGUCACCCGCCCUUGUUCUUCUCCGAGAUGCACGUCAGGUGCAUGGGCCACAUUUGCAACCUAGCAAUCCAGCUAGGGCUGAAGACAGCGCUCGAUAUCAAGGAGCCGCUAGGGAUCGUUAGAGACCUAGCGUCCUUCAUUGGGUUAUCGCCCAAGAGGACAACCCUGUUCGAGAAGAUCCAGAAGCGUGCUGAUGAGAAGGCGAGGAUAUUACGCAAUUCUCACCGCAAGGAUGCCAAGCGCCUCCAGGCCCUCACCCUCUCCUCGGAACAGUGGUUGGCUUUGGAAGAGCUUGCGGCCUUCCUUAAGCCAUUCCAUGCCGUGAGCCUCGCCGCCGAGGGGUCCAAGCACCCCACGAUCUCCAGGGUUGUCCCGCUGUUCAAUGAACUGUUGGACGGCCUAGACACCCUCAAAAACAGUGUGUCCUCCCCCCCAUCAGGGGUCAUGAAGGACUGCAUCACUAAGGCAGAGGAGAAGCUGAUGGAGUACCACUCGAGCAGCAGUGAUGAGCUUUGGGUUGCCACCUUUCUUGACCCAAGCUUCAAGAUUGGGUACUUCGAGAUGAAUGGUGAGGGGGGAGAGGAGAGUGAGAGGCCGGGGGGGGUACAGCAUGUUGUAGCGGAAAGGGUGCUCGCCUUGGUACGGGCGAAGUUGGUACCGUACAAGGCAAAGGCGGUGGCGGCCAGGGAGAAACGGGAGAGGGCAGAGGGGGCUGGUCGUGGUGCACGCGGAAGGGGAGGGGAAAUUCAUCAGGAGGGAGCUCCUCUGGCCGGGGGGAUGGAGCUGGCAGAAAGGGGGGUGCUGCAGGCGGCCGCCCAGCCAUCGAUUCAUUCGGUGGUGUAG
Messenger RNA from Closterium sp. NIES-65, 1590 nucleotides. The record is from the annotation of a GenBank genome assembly. Lineage: Eukaryota; Viridiplantae; Streptophyta; Zygnematophyceae; Desmidiales; Closteriaceae.